Molecule: messenger RNA, 1896 nt
Organism: Lachnellula hyalina
Lineage: Eukaryota; Fungi; Ascomycota; Leotiomycetes; Helotiales; Lachnaceae
Gene: Cyp3a13
Product: Cytochrome P450
Exons: 4
Coding region: 1-1896 (631 amino acids)
Molecular function (GO): heme binding; monooxygenase activity; oxidoreductase activity, acting on paired donors, with incorporation or reduction of molecular oxygen
Source: RefSeq, a predicted model, not a curated record
AUGUUUCCUACCUACGCAAUCGCUCUGAUCGGACUCGGCGUAUGGUUGGUUCUCUCCAACAUAUCAGGCUUGCUAAAGAACAUUGCCGCCGCCAAACGAUCAGGACUUCCCUGGACUGUCGUUCCUAUCGAUAUCUACGGCCUACCAUGGCUUUUAACCCAUAAGUUAUGGUUGCCAUGGCUCAAUCGUUUACCUAAAUCAUGGACCGAAAACUGGCUCGACGUUAUAACUCCCGAUUGGGUCUGGCACCUUCUCUACGACGGUGUUAAACGCAAAGGAGAUCUCUUCUUGACAGUUUCCCCCGGUACCAUUCAGCUAUGGGUUACAAAUGCGGAAGCUAUACAUCAGAUCACAGCGAGACGCGAAGCUUUUCCGAAACAAAUCGAGAAAUACAAAAUUCUUGAUAUAUUCGGUCGAAAUAUCCUAAGCACUGAAGGGAAUGAUUGGAAGCUGCACCGAAGAAUAACGUCUCCGGGUUUCAACGAGAAGAACAACGGACUCAUCUUCGCUGAAACCGCCCAGCAAACGCAGGGAAUGCUGAGGAAAUGGAUGGGUGCUGAUGGAACAGGGAAUACCACCCUCAAGGAAGUCCCAACUGAUACCGAGACGUUGACUCUGCAUAUUAUCAGUGAUGUUGGAUUUGGAGUGCGAUUGUUUUGGCCUGGGGAGGAACUAACCGAGAAGGACAAGGGAAUCUACAGCGGCAACGUUCUUUCAAAGGGCCACUCGAUGGGUUUCGAGGAAGCGCUGAGCACACUUCUCCAGAGAAUAAACUGGGUACUAUUAGUGCCCGAGUGGCUGCUAAAACGGAUUCCCAUGCACAGUGCGCGUGAAGCCUAUGAAUCGUUCAUUAAUUGGCGCCAGUACAUGCGCGAACUUUUUGACCAGAAGGUCAAAGAAACCCGAGAAGGCCAGAAGACGGAAGGUAUUGAUAUCUUAGGCUCUCUCGUCAAAAGCUCUUACGGAGAUUCCAGUCGAGCGAAAGGGGAGCAGCCAGUUCUUUCCGACUCGGACAUUUUCGGCAACGCAUUCGUGAUGAUCGUAGCAGGCCAUGAGACUACCGCUAACAGCAUUCAUUUCUCGUUGAUGGAGUUGGCAAUGAGUCCCAAGUCGCAACGGCUAGUGCAAAGAGAAGUACACACCAUCUUUGGGGACGAGCCUCCAGAGAAGUGGGACUACGACUCCAGUAUAAACUCUCUUCUGGGUAGCAUAAUUGGCGCUGUUAUGAACGAGCAGCUACGUUUGAUGGCACCUAUCACAAAUCUUCCUAAAAUCGUCACGAAAGGACAAGAUCAAGUGUUGAAUGUGGAUGGAAAGAAGAUCACGCUCCCUGCUGGUACCAUGAUCUAUCUGAACACUGUAGGUGUCCAAAGGAACCCAAGAUAUUGGCCCACACAGCCGUCCAAGAUCUCGGAUCGCGCCGAUGAUCUCAAUGACUUCAAGCCGGAAAGAUGGCUUGUCAGUCUCAAAGCCGACGGCGAGCACGUCAGAAAUGGCCAAGUGGGUGCUGAAGAUAAUGACGAAUUUGGAGGUUUCACAGGUCAAGAUUCUCAUGCAAAGCUAUUUCGUCCAGUAAAGGGUUCAUACUUGCCUUUCUCAGAAGGUCCACGAUCCUGUCUCGGACGAAGACUAGCGCAGGUCAAGGUCAUGGCCAGUCUCGCUGUCAUAUUCCAAUUGUACUCUAUUGAGCUGGCUGUGGAUGAAUGGGCAACCGAUGAUCAAGUUGCGAAGAUGUCCGAUGAGGAAAAACGCAUAGUGUAUAAGAAGGCGCAAGUCGCAGCUCACGCGAAGUUGAGAAGCGCUACCUCACUUAUUACGUUGAAGCUGCACCCCGGUUUUAUACCAGUCCGUGUGGUUAAGAAAGGCAAGGAAAGAUUCAUUCACCUGAUAGAUUAG